Molecule: messenger RNA, 2107 nt
Organism: Ailuropoda melanoleuca (giant panda)
Lineage: Eukaryota; Metazoa; Chordata; Mammalia; Carnivora; Ursidae
Gene: FDXACB1
Product: ferredoxin-fold anticodon binding domain containing 1
Exons: 5
Coding region: 44-1915 (623 amino acids)
Biological process (GO): rRNA base methylation
Cellular component (GO): cytoplasm
Molecular function (GO): rRNA (uridine-N3-)-methyltransferase activity
Source: RefSeq, a predicted model, not a curated record
AACUGGCGCCUCGGAGGACCCGAGCGGGGAGCAAGUUGAGGACAUGGCCCCUCGGCGCCUCCUGUUGGUUGGGGAGGGGAAUUUCUCCUUCGCCGCUGCUCUGAGCGAGACCCUGAAUGCGAGCACCCGUGUAACGGCCACCUGCCUCCAGAGCCCGGCCGAGUUGGCCCGGGAUCCGGUGGCCCGGGAGAAUCUGCAGCGCCUGCGCGAGCGAGGUACCGAAGUACGUUUUGGUGUGGACUGCACCCAGCUGGCAGAUGCCUUUGAACCGCACCACAGGGAGUUUGAUCGAAUUUAUUUUAAUUUUCCGCACUGCGGACGAAAAGCUGGAGUGGCUAAGAACAGGGAACUGCUUGCCAAGUUUUUCCAGAGCUGUAAAGAUGUUCUUGCAGAGGAAGGAGAAGUCCACGUGGCAUUGUGUAGAGGACAAGGUGGGACUCCUGCUGAUAAGCCCAUGAGAGAAUGGCACAACAGUUGGCAAGUGGUUGCCAUGGCAGCUCUGGGGGGAUUCAUUUUAAGUGACGUGCAUCCCUUUAGCUGUGAGGCUGUGCCAGGAUACAAGUGCACUGGAUAUAGGAGUCAAGAUAAGUCCUUUCAUGUAGAAGAUGCUUUGAACCAUAUCUUCACCCGGAGCUUACCCUUUGAAGGUUCACAACCCAGAAUCUUCAGGAUUAAACUGGGUGACCGGUGGUUUUCCUUUCCUGAACCAGAUGCACUUGUAGGAAAGUUGAACAGAGGUUUCCUAGAAGCACCUUCAUGUCAUCCUAUCAAAACCAUUAAUGAGAAACUCAUUGCUGAAUUGGGCAAAGCUUUCCCUCUGAAGAGACUGAAGUGUUCCUUCCCUUUGCUGCCAGAGAGAAGCACCAGUGUUCUCACUUCCUGGAACUGUGACAGUUUGUCAGCUGCGUUUUGGAUUAGUCUCUGUGAAGAUAACUCAAAUUCUGAGUCCCUGACUGAUGGGACAACGCAAGACAUGGAGGACUUUCUAGUGUUAUUUUCAGAAUUUAGCCUCAAGGAUCCUGGAAGGGACAGCAGGGAAGAAGCUCAUGAAGGAAUCUAUGGCCAAACCAAGGUCUGCCUUAGACCUUCUCUCCUAGCUCAUGCUCAGACUGUCAUCCAAGCACCAGACUUCCUCCCCGGUUCCCUGCACGUCCUCAGUGGACCUGUCUUUCAGAAGUGCCCCAUCUUGCCUUUCACAAUGCCGGCAUUUCAUGAGACUUUAUUUAUCCUUGGGUUUAAUAAAAAUCUGAGGGAUGAUUAUUUUCAGUCACUACUGGAUCAUCUGAAGGGCACUCUCGAUAGCCUUCUGACCCAGACAUUGCUGGAGGGCUCUAAACUGAGCCGUUCAGUGGAAUUUAUCUUUCAGUCAAAUGAGAAAGAUUAUAUUAUUAAGGUGAAGUCUCAUAAUUUUGGCUCAGAUUGUGCCAAGGAUCUGAUUAUUGGAUCUGUCACUACAUCUGCUACAAGCAUUAUACACAAGGACCAGUGUUUUAUGUUUGUGUCUAUGAACUUGGACCUACUAGCCAUGCUUGUCUGGGGUAUCUCUGACUGGAGGAUGUUGUGGACCUUUGAUCACCGUUUCCUGAAGAAUUUUGUUCCUGGGAAAAUAGAACCCUUUAAAAGCUAUUCCCUGUAUCCCCCGUGCUAUGUGCAUGAUAUUAGUUUUUGGUUAGAUGAGAAGAAAGAAUUUGAUGAACUAGAGUUUCACACAGUGGCCCGAGCAGUGUCCCAGGACACUGUCAUAUCUAUACAAUUCCUUAGUCGUUUCCAGCAUCCAAAGACUCAACAGGUCAGUCUCUGCUAUAGAUUGACUUACCAGACGUGUGACAAGGCCCUCACCCAGCACCAGGUGGGAUCAAUGCAGUCUCAGUUUAGGAAAGAGAUUCAGCAAAGACUACAUGUAAUACCUCGGUAGUUUAGUAAAUUUACUUCUCCAGAGUGAUCCUUGUGGGUAUGGGUGUGGGUGCAGAUGAAAAAGACCAAUUUGGGGGCGCCUGGGUGACUUGGUUAAGCAUCUGCCUUCAGCUCAGGGCAAGAUUCCAGUCUCCUGGGAUGGAACCCUGCAUUGGGCUCCCUGCUCAGCGGGGAGUCCGCUUCUCUCUCUCCC